This is a messenger RNA of Iphiclides podalirius (scarce swallowtail), 1092 nucleotides long. NCBI's taxonomy places the organism in Eukaryota, Metazoa, Arthropoda, Insecta, Lepidoptera, Papilionidae. The record is from the annotation of a GenBank genome assembly.
AUGUCUGCAAAUGCUACUGUUAUUUUUUUAUUUGUAAUUAUUUUAAUAAGUGCCGAGGAUAUUUACGAAAUGUUUGAAAAUGAAGAUAAACAAUCAAUGACAGAAACUGAACAGAAUCACGAUCCUCAAAUUAAGCGAAAAUCUAGCGAAUUAUGGAAUGUAACGAGUAAACAUUUCGAUAAGUGGUUACAAAUGCAUAAUGGUACCUGUGAUUCUCUUCAAUAUAAAAUGCCAGAUUUUCGAGGAGAUGCAAGACGCAUAAGUGAAGUCAAAUGCCUGGAAUACGUUUGGCAAAUACGGUACGAGGUGGAAAAAUAUAAAAGAGACUUCAUGUGCAAUAAACAGGAUCAAGAAAAUAUCGUGGUUGGUGGUGAUGAUGCACAGGCUGGAGAAUUUCCUCACAUGUGUGCUAUAGGCUGGCAAGCUGCUGCAUCCUCCAAAUGGUUAUUUAAAUGUGGAGGAGUAUUAAUCAGUAAUAAAUACGUUCUUACUGCCGCGCACUGCUCCAGAGUAUCCCGGACUGACAUAAGCGUUUCAGAGCAAUCACCGAAAAUUGUUAGAUUUGGAGCAUUAAAUGAAUUAGAGAGGAUUAGAUAUGGAAUACCAUCAAAAGAUGUUAAAAUAUCCAAAGUCAUUGUUCAUGAAAAAUACAACUCACCUAAGACAUAUUAUGACAUCGCUUUAAUAGAAUUGGAUGAUGAAGCGACACUUGCUGGAUGGGGCGUUGUUGACCCUGCCACAGGUGAAACGUCAGAUAUAUUGCAAGUAGCUGCUCUUGACAUGCUGCCGUCCCAACAAUGCAACGACACGUUAAAGACAAGACGUAAUAGAAACUGGAAAAAUGGACUUGCUUCACACCAGAUCUGUGCCGGACACUUAUUAGGAGGCAUAGACGCUUGUCAGGGUGACUCCGGGGGCCCGUUGCAAAUCAAAAUUGACACGCCUUUGGAUGCAAGACUGAAUUGGAGAAUCUAUUAUAUUGUUGGUAUCACUUCAUUUGGCCACGGAUGCGCACAUCCUAACACACCGAGCGUAUUUUCCAGAGUUUCCCACUUCACAGAGUGGAUAGAAAACAUUGUUUGGAGCACAACA